AUGAGUUCUGGUGUAGAGGAGCGAGAGCUGGAUGCACCUCAUCCUCUCAGGACAGUGACCAUGUGACUCUCUCUGUUAAAGGAUCAAAACCAAAAGCUGAACUCAGAUCAGAUACUGAAGGAUCUGUACUGACGGGAAACACAGUGACUCUGAAGUGUCUCAUGAAUCAGUUCACUGGAUGGAAGUUUUACUGGUACAAACACACACUGAACACUGAGAAGACGACAACAGAUGAAAACUACUACACAAUUCUCAUCGUUACAGUUUCAGAUGGAGGUCUGUACUGGUGUAGAGCUGGAAGAGGGAAUCCAGUCUAUUACACAGACUACAGUGAUGUUCUGUGGAUCAAUGUUACAGGUGAGAGAUUAUGGACCUCAGUUAGCACAGAUGCUAUAUGUAAUCUGACAGUCUGUUCUAUAGGUGGUUCUUCUUCAGUGUCUCUGAUCAUCAGACCCAACAGAACUCAACACUUCUCAUCUGAAUCUCUCUCUCUGAGCUGUGAGGAUCACAGGAACUCUACUGGAUGGACAGUGAGAAGAUACACAAACACACUGGAAACUUGUCCAUCAUCAUCAGUCAGAUCUACAGGAACAGAAUCUACAUGUACAAUCACAUCUCUCAUCACAUCUGACACUGGAGUGUACUGGUGUGAGUCUGAAUCUGGACACAAACUUCAUCCUGUUAAUAUCUCAAUACACAAUGGUGAUGUGAUUCUGUACAGUCCUGUUCAUCCUGUGACUGAAGGAGAUUCUCUGACUCUACACUGUUUAUAUCGAGAUAAAAACCCAUCAAACCUCAGAGCUGAAUUCUAUAAAGAUGGAUCAGAGGUGCAGAAUCAGACUACAGGAGACAUGAUGAUCAUCUCUACAGUCUCAAAGUCACAUGAGGGUUUCUACUCCUGUCAACACCCAGAGAGAGGAGCGUCUCCAAAGAGAUGGAUCUCAGUCACAGCUUCAGGAGAUUUUGAGGAAAAGAUUUCUGUUCUUAAGAUUCUCAGUUCUCUGCUGGCAGUUUGUCCAUAUCUGAUAGUGACAGUCGUUCUGGUUUUCAAAUGCUACAGAUUGAGAGGUAAAACAUCUGUCUGA
Triplophysa rosa is the source of this 1085-nucleotide messenger RNA. Its product is annotated as high affinity immunoglobulin gamma Fc receptor I-like. Gene Ontology annotation, biological process: cell surface receptor signaling pathway. The coding region runs from base 162 to 1085 and encodes 307 amino acids. NCBI's taxonomy places the organism in Eukaryota, Metazoa, Chordata, Actinopteri, Cypriniformes, Nemacheilidae. The transcript has 5 exons. The record is from RefSeq and is a predicted model, not a curated record. Gene Ontology annotation, molecular function: transmembrane signaling receptor activity.